CGGUUUGUUGAAGAAUCUUCAUUGUUUUCUUAUCAGUCUCCUGAUAGAAAUGUUGAUGUGGUCCCCAAUAAAGAAGAUAAAAGUGUUGAUGAUAAUCGGUUUGUUGAAGAAUCUUCAUUAUUCCCUUAUCAGUCACCUGAUAGAAAUGUUGAUGUGGUCCCCAAUAAAGAAGAUAAAAGUGUUGAUGAUAGUCGGUUUGUUGAAGAAUCUUCAUUGUUUUCUUAUCAGUCACCUGAUAGAAAUGUUGAUGUAGUCCCCAAUAAAGAAGAUAAAAAUGUUGAGGACGAAGUACAUACUAAUAGAAAAGAUUUUUCAGAAACACAAAACGAUGGUUUAUCUGGUUUCCCAUCACCUAUGCCCCAACAUAGGGAUCAUUUUCAUCCUAUUCCUAACACUCAGCUACUUCGUUCCUCUGUUUCUGACCGCAUAGAGACAUCUCGUAUUGACAUAUCUAAAAGUACAGGUGGUGAUGACUUGGCAGACGACACAGUUCCAGAGAGUGUGAAAAGAUCUAGAGCCAAUGUUGACCAAGUGAACAGACCACGAGGUGCAAGACGACUUCGUAAAAGAAGGAGAAGAAUGCGAAAGAUCAAACGAUCUGUUGAUAUUUCUAAACCGCUCCUUCCAUCAGAAGUUGAGACUUGGAGAAUUCCGCACAGAACUAGUUUUCACUGUGCUGACAAAGUUGCAGGUUCUAUCUAUGGUGAUAUAGAAACAGACUGUGAAAUGUUUCAUGUCUGUAUUCCUCUUGGGAAAGGCAAAUUACUAGAUUACAGACUCUUCUGUGCUAAUGGAACUGCUUUCAAUCAGAAAACUGGAACUUGCCAGUAUAAAGAAACUUUUGAGUGCUUAAAGGUAAACAAACAUUUCACGUAUGAUAAGGUUCGACACUACCUUCUUGGAGGUAAACCUGUAGAAAGGAAGCCUUAUAAAUAUGAAAAACGUAGUAGAAGAGAUGUCAUACCUGAAAGAAGUGACCAAACCAAGCCAAUAACUUCCUUCACGUGUGAUGACAAACCUCCCGGUGGCUACUAUGCUGACUAUGACACAGGAUGUCGGCUCUUUCACCUCUGUGCUCCUGCCAAUGAAGGAAUAACAAUCGACCUGAAGUUCUGGUGUGGCAAUGACACCAUCUUUAACCACAGAACACUCACGUGUGAACCUCUAGGAGAGGCAUCUUGUGAACCAGAUCCAAAUUUGUCAAUUAACGACCAAUUAUUCGUUCUAAAACAAACAUCCCGCAUCGAAGAAUCUCAUGAUCAGAAGGAAAAAGAUUAUCGAAAAUUCCAGUAUCUAGAGGAAAAUGAACAAAGCCUUUAUGUCUCCUGAUUAUUAAAACCCUUAAAAGUAUAAAGAGUUCUGUUGCAUCUGGGAAAUCCUGUGGUCUGAGUCUACUAUUAAGCUCCAACUGUCGUUCAAAACCUAGAGAAACAGCAGGAGAGGACCUCAGUAAACUCAGGCCACGUGAUGAACAUACCGUAUCACUUGUGGUCUGAGUUUACUAUUAAGCUCCAACUGUCGUUCAAAACUUAGAGAAACAGCAGGAGAGGACCUCAGUAAACUCAGGCCACGUGAUGAACAUAUUGUAACACUUAUCUUUAUGUCGAAAUGAGUUUUAGAUGUUAUUAAUUUGUCAACUCCACAUUAAUUGACAAAAAAAAUGUUUCUCUAUUUCACCUGCCUGUAGUAACACUAGAACGUUGUCAUGGACGUGAUAUAAGCUGUCAUGUGGGAUCUAAUCUGUACAAAUAACAGACAUGCGCAAAUGUAAUCACACUUAAUGAAUAAAAUAUGAAUC
Limulus polyphemus (Atlantic horseshoe crab) is the source of this 1798-nucleotide messenger RNA. RefSeq lists its product as uncharacterized. The transcript has a single exon. Lineage: Eukaryota; Metazoa; Arthropoda; Merostomata; Xiphosura; Limulidae. Gene Ontology annotation, molecular function: chitin binding. The record is from RefSeq and is a predicted model, not a curated record. Gene Ontology annotation, cellular component: extracellular region. Bases 355 to 1329 code for a protein of 324 amino acids.